This is a messenger RNA of Microthlaspi erraticum, 1569 nucleotides long. Lineage: Eukaryota; Viridiplantae; Streptophyta; Magnoliopsida; Brassicales; Brassicaceae. The record is from the annotation of a GenBank genome assembly.
AUGAAUAGCUUAGGAGGAAUAAGGAGUUGGCCGGCGAUUUGGAGAAGCACGACGGCUACUAUGACAACGGCGGAGAGCGUAAGAAAGGUGCCGCAGGUGCUAACAGUGGCGGGAUCGGAUUCCGGCGCCGGAGCUGGAAUCCAAGCCGACCUCAAAGUCUGCGCUGCUCGCGGCGUAUAUUGCGCUUCCGUGAUAACCGCCGUCACAGCUCAGAACACUAAAGGAGUCCAAUCUGUUCAUCUUCUCCCACCGGAAUUCGUCUCCGAGCAGCUGAAGUCAGUCCUCUCUGACUUCGAAUUCGACGUCGUGAAGACUGGGAUGCUUCCUUCCCCUGAAAUCGUCGAAGUCCUUCUUCAAAACCUUUCAGAUUUUCCAAUCCGUGCUUUGGUUGUUGAUCCUGUGAUGGUAUCAACAAGUGGCCACGUUUUGGCUGGCUCAUCUAUUCUCUCCAUCUUCCGAGAGAGAUUACUGCCAAUCGCUGACAUAAUCACCCCAAAUGUGAAAGAGGCUUCUGCUUUACUUGGUGGUGUUGGGAUUGAGACUGUUGAAGAAAUGCGAUCCGCAGCAAAGUUGUUGCAUGAAAUGGGUCCAAGAUUCGUACUUGUGAAAGGUGGUGAUCUUCCUGACUCAUCAGAGUCAGUUGAUGUCUUCUUUGAUGGCAAGGAGUUUCAUGAACUCCGUUCUCCUCGCAUAACUACAAGAAACACUCAUGGGACUGGUUGCACUUUGGCUUCAUGUAUUGCAGCAGAGCUUGCAAAAGGCUCUUCCAUGCUCUCUGCCGUGAAGGUGGCUAAAUGCUUCGUUGACAAUGCAUUAGAUUACAGCAAAGACAUUGUCAUUGGCAGUGGGAAGCAAGGACCUUUUGACCACUUCUUCAGUCUAAAGAAGGAUCCCCAAAGCUCUCGAUGCAGCGGAUUCAAUCCAGAUGACCUGUUUCUAUACGCUGUUACGGAUUCAAGAAUGAACAAGAAAUGGAACCGGUCCGUUGUGGAUGCCGUUAAAGCCGCCAUAGAAGGAGGAGCCACAAUCGUACAGCUGAGGGAGAAAGAAGCCGAGACACGAGAGUUUCUCCAAGAGGCGAAGUCAUGCGUUGACGUGUGCAGGUCACACGGAGUUUGUUUGCUGAUCAACGACAGGGUCGACAUCGCACUCGCUUGCGAUGCUGAUGGAGUCCAUGUUGGACAGUCCGACAUGCCGGUUGAUCUCGUUCGGUCUCUUCUUGGCCCUGACAAGAUCAUAGGGGUCUCGUGUAAGACACCGGAGCAAGCUCAUCAAGCGUGGAGAGAUGGUGCGGACUACAUUGGGUCAGGUGGUGUUUUUCCGACGAACACUAAGGCCAACAAUCGUACCAUAGGACUUGAUGGGCUCAAAGAAGUGUGUGAGGCGUCGAAAUUGCCUGUUGUUGCUAUCGGAGGCAUUGGAAUCUCGAAUGCUGAGUCUGUUAUGAGGAUUGAUGCAUCGAAUCUAAAAGGCGUAGCGGUUGUUUCAGCUUUGUUCGACCAAGAGUGUGUUUUGACUGCAGCUAAGAAGUUGCAUACAACUCUUGAAGAGAGCAAGAGGGAAAUUUGA